Messenger RNA from Gymnogyps californianus (California condor), 13514 nucleotides. It is a transcript of the gene DNAH17, whose product is annotated as dynein axonemal heavy chain 17. The coding region runs from base 1 to 13413 and encodes 4470 amino acids. Gene Ontology annotation, molecular function: minus-end-directed microtubule motor activity; ATP binding; dynein intermediate chain binding. NCBI's taxonomy places the organism in Eukaryota, Metazoa, Chordata, Aves, Accipitriformes, Cathartidae. Gene Ontology annotation, cellular component: dynein complex. Gene Ontology annotation, biological process: microtubule-based movement. The transcript is spliced from 80 exons. The record is from RefSeq and is a predicted model, not a curated record.
AUGUCGGCUGUGCCGGACGAGCGGCAUGGCUUCCUGGAGAGCUUCACCACACUGCUGCUGCGGGUCCGGCCGGACAAGUGGAGCAAGUUUGUGGGCAGCGAGGAGGCCGCGGCCGUGCUGGACGAGUUCUUCAAGCAGCAGGACGUGCUGGAGCUGGUGCUGGGGCUGAACCCCGCUGGGCAGCUCCUGCCGACCGCCUGCUUCCCACCCACCCUCAGGGGCAAGGGCGUCUACUUCGUGAAGAAGAAGAGGGAGAACAUCACCCGGGAGAACUGCCAGAGCGGGCUGCUGGUGGGAGACAUCGGCCCCUCGCCCGUGGAGCAGCUCAUCACCGUGGUGGAGGAGGUCAUGUCCCCCCUGCUCCUGAGUGAGGAGAACGUGGCGGGCUGGCCUGGGGUGGUGGUAGAGGACAUCGUGCGACAAGCCCACCGGCUGAAGAACGAGAUGUUCGUGAUGGGCGGGAAGAUCCAGGGGAAGCUGCUGCUCCCGCUGCCGGAGCACCUGGAUGGCCAGGAUGGCUCCAGCACCCUCCUGGACUGCCUGGUGGGGCCCGUGGACAUUUCGGUGCUGCACACCAUCGAGACCAUCGUCAUCGAGUGGUCCCACCAGAUCAGAGACAUCCUGAGCAAGGACUCGGCGCAGCCGCUGCUGGAGGGGCUGCACCCCCUGCCCAGGACCGAGUUCGAGUUCUGGCACACCAGGACGGUCAACCUGCAGUGCAUCAACGACCAGCUGCUCUCGCCCCGGGUGACGGCACUGGCCGAGAUGCUGGAGAAGGCCAACAGCUGCUACUGGCCCGCUCUCCAGAGCAUGUUCAGGGACAUCAAUGCUGGCCUGGAGGAAGCCAAGGACGUCAGCCUCCACCUGCAACCGCUUCGGAUCCUGCUGGAAGAGAUGGAGCAAGCGGAUUACUCCCAGCUGCAGCCCUACGUGGACAGGGCGCUGUGCACCGUCCGCCUCCUCCGGGCUCACUGCCAGCACUACAGCUCGCCCGCCCGCAUCAUCGUCGUCCUGCAGGAGAUCUGCAACCUCCUCAUUGAGAUGACACGUAACUUCCUGAGCCCCGAGGACGUGAUGAAGGGGCUGCAAGGAGAAACCGAAGAGGCCUUAGGGGGAAUCAGACUGAGCAUUUCCACCAUAGAGAAGCUCUUCCAGUCCUACAGCACUUACUGCUCCAACCUGACGCCCACGUUGUUCCCGGAGGAGCCGCAGCUCUGGGAGUUCCCCCCCUCCCUGGUCUUCAGGAGAAUGGACUCCUUCUUGCACAGGCUCAAGACCAUCGAGAGGAUGGUUUGUGCUCACCAGGAGCUGUACCAGACAGCUGUCGAGUUUCUGAAGCUGGAGAAGGCAGAGCUGGGAGGAGUGAGAGGAAACAUCCUCGGGAGCCAAGUGUUUCAGAUCUGCGAGGAGGUCUCUGAACUCAUCAAGAGUUUUGCUGAUUGCAAAUAUGAUCCCUUAGAUCCUGCAGAAGAGCAAUUGAACAAAGACUUUGCAGAGUUCCAGAAGAAGAUUCAGGACGUGGACAGGCGGCUGGCCACCAUCUUCUGCCAAGGCUUUGAUGACUGCAACUGCCUGGCAUCCGCUGUGAAGUUGGUGCACAUGUUUGCCUCCCUGCUGGAGCGACCUUUGAUAAAGGCUGAGGUUUCCCCUUAUUACUCAGCCCUGCUGGGAAUGUUUAAGGCCGAGCUGGAGAACGUGAAGGUGCUGUAUGACGCCCAGACCGCUUCCCCGCCGCCGUGCAGGGGGGCCCCGGCCAUGAACAAAAACAUGCCGCCGGUGGCCGGGCAGCUGAAGUGGGCUCUGGAGCUGCAGCAGCGGCUGGAGGGACCACACAGAGACUUGUUCGCCAUCAACCACCCGGUGAUGGUCAGCGCUGAAGCUAAACUGGUGUCCGGGAAGUACGAAGAAAUGAUGGGACUGCUGCAAGGUUACCGCAAGGAGGUCUACGAGGAGUGGGUGCGCGGAGCCGGCCAGGACUGCCACUUCAGCCUGGAGCAGCCCUUGAUCCUGAGGGACCCCGGCCCUUCCCUCCUCAGCGUGAACUUCAGCAAAGAGCUUGUCGCCGUUCUGCGGGAGGUGAAGUACUUGAACUUCCAGCAGCAGAAGGAUAUCCCGGGCAGUGCUGAGAGCCUCUUUGCUCAAAAUGAGACUUUCCAAAAGUUUGUGGACAACCUGGAUCUUAUCGUUGGCUGGUACAAUGAGGUGAAGCGGAGGCUGCUGCCAGUGGAGCUCCCACUGGUGACGGGGGAGCUGGAGGCCGUGGACGGCCAGCUGGCCAGCGCGGAGCACACCCUGUUUUGGCACCACGAAGGCGUCAUGGAGUACAUCCGAGAGAUGAGAGAGAUCUUGUACGACUUGCAGACCAGGGUCCAGAAAGCAAAGUUAAACAUGGAAAAUAUCGCCCAGCUGAUGGAGGAGUGCUCAGCCGCUCCCUUGUUUGAAAGGAAAGACAACAAGGAAGCAGCGCUCUUGGACCUGGACGGGAAAGCAAGCACCUUAACCAAGCGCUGUGCUGCCAUUAGGGAUGCAGGCGUGAAGAUCCAGGAGAUGGUGGAGGAGAAUGCAGAUCUGUUUAAGGCUGACAAGUCAUCGCAGAUAUGGCUGGACUACGUGGGAUACAUAGACGGAGUCGUGCUGGACGGACUCUUCCGACUUGUCCGCAAAUCUCUGCAGCUGCUGCUCACCAACAUGGCCCCUGACGCCGACGUGGCCCCUUUGUUCGAGGUGCGCAUGGAGCUGUGCGACGGCAGAGUGCGGUACCGUCCCUCGCUGGAGGCAGGAGAUGACAACAGCUUCUUGGAGCUGGUGGAGAGCCUGCUCAGCGAUACCUACGCGUCCACGGCGUGCAUGCCUCGGCUGCUGGAGGGGAAGCUGAGCUACAAGACCACGCUGGAGGAGCAGCCGGAUCUCAGCAGGAUGCGGGAGGAGGUGGUGUCGCUGGUGGUCAGCGCCAUGACAGAAGGCGAGGAGUACAGCGCCGGCUUCGAGGAGCAAGCUCACCUGUGGCUGGAGGACCCCGGGGAGUUCCUGCAGCGCUUCCUCACCUUGGGCAGUGGCCCCGGCCCCGAGGAGCUGGAGCCGUGGCCAGAGGAGCCCCCAACUCAUGGGACCCCGUCCCUCCAGCUCUUUCAGCAGGAGAUUGACGCAUGCGAGGCGCUGUGCGAGGAGGUGUUGGGGUUCGCGAACACCGAGGUGUUUGGGGGGUGGCUGCAGAGCGACUGCCGCCCCUUCAAGCAGGCGCUGCUGGGUGCCAUCGGGCGCCGGGGCCUGGCACUCCGGCAGCACCUCGUCAGCCACGUCACCACCAGUCUCCAGGAGCUGGAGGAUUUCAUCCAAGAGGUGAACGCUGGCUUGAGUAAACCUCUGGAGGAGGGAGACUAUGACGGGCUGGUGGAGGUGAUGGGGCACCUGAUGAAGGUCAAGGAGAGGCAGGCGGUGACCGACAGCAUGUUUGAGCCCCUGAAGGAGACGGUUGCCCUGCUCAGCACUUACGGAGAGGAGAUGCCAGAGGACAUCCACCUGCAGCUCCACGACCUCCCCGAGCGCUGGGACGGCACCAAGAAGCUCUGCCUGCGCGUCAAGCAGAGUGCAGCACCCCUGCAAGCCAACGAGGUCAACAUCAUCCGCAGAAAGUGCCAGCAGUUCGAGGUCCGGCAGCACACCUUCUGGGAGAGGUUCCGGGAAAAAGCCCCUUUUUCGUACACUGACCCAGACCCCUACAAGUCCUUGAACAAGCAACAGAAGAGCAUCGCCGCCAUGGAGAACGACAUGGCAGCCCUGUCCAAGUCAGCCGGGCUGUUCGAAGUGUCAGUCCCAGAAUAUAAACAGCUCAAAGCAUGCCACAGGGAGGUGCGCUUGCUGAAGGAGCUCUGGGACAUGAUCGUCCUGGUUAACACGAACAUUGACGACUGGAAGACGACCAGGUGGAAGGAUAUCAAUGUUGAGCAGAUGGAUAUCGAUUGUAAGAAAUUUGCUAAAGACAUUCGGAGCUUGGAUAAGGAGAUGAGAAGCUGGGAUGCGUUCACAGGGCUGGACAACAGCGUGAAGAACAUGAUAACAUCCCUGCGCGCUGUGAACGAGCUGCAGAACCCAGCCAUCAGGGACCGGCACUGGCAGGAGCUCAUGCAGGCAACCAAGGUGAACUUCACCAUGUCCAAGGACACAACCCUCGCAGAUCUGCUGCAGCUGAACCUGCACAAGUUUGAGGAUGAGGUUCGUGGCAUCGUGGACAAAGCCAUGAAAGAGUCGGGGAUGGAAAAGGUGCUGAAUGCCCUGGACACUACCUGGGCGACGAUGCGGUUCGAGCAUGAGCCCCACACCAGGACUGGCAUCAUGCUGCUCAAGUCGGAUGAGGUGCUCAUCGAGACGCUGGAGGACAACCAAGUGCAGCUGCAGAACCUGAUGACCUCCAAGUACCUAGCCUUCUUCCUUCAGGAGGUGUCAGCCUGGCAGCAGAAGCUGUCGACCACUGACUCCGUUAUCAGCAUCUGGUUUGAGGUGCAGAGGACGUGGAGUCACCUGGAAAGCAUCUUCAUCGGCUCCGAAGACAUCCGCAGUCAACUGCCGGAGGACUCGAAGCAUUUUGACGCUAUCGAUCGAGAUUUCAAAGAGCUAAUGGCCGAUGCGGUAAAAACUCCCAAUGUGAUUGAAGCUACAAACAAGCCUGGUCUCUACAACAAGCUAGAAGCGUUGCAGAAAAGAUUGGUGCUCUGUGAGAAGGCUUUGGCUGAAUACCUCGAGACCAAAAGACUAGCUUUUCCCAGAUUCUACUUUGUUUCCUCUGCAGACCUGCUUGAUAUUUUAUCUAAUGGGAAUGAGCCAGUUGAGGUGUCCCGUCAUCUGCCGAAGCUGUUCGACAGUCUGGCUAAACUGAAGUUCAAGAUGAGUCGGGACAAAAAGCCCCUGAAGGUUGGCCUGGGGAUGUUCAGUAGGGAUGAGGAGUACGUGCCCCUCGAUGCAGACUGUGACUUGUCUGGCCAGGUCGAGGUUUGGCUGAACCGAGUGCUGGCGAGCAUGCGCUCCACCCUGCGGCGCCUGAUCCCCGAAGCCGUGGUGACCUACGAGGAGAAGCCGCGGGAGCAGUGGGUGUUCGACUACCCGGCACAGGUUGCUCUGACGUGCACCCAGAUCUGGUGGACCACAGAAGUCGGCAUUGCCUUUUCGAGGCUGGAGGAAGGCUAUGAGAACGCAAUGAGGGAUUACAACAAAAAGCAGAUUACUCAGCUAAAUGCACUAAUUUCACUACUCAUUGGAAACCUAACUGCUGGAGACAGGAUGAAGAUCAUGACAAUCUGUACCAUUGAUGUCCACGCCAGGGAUGUUGUGGCCAAAAUGAUCCUUGCGAAGGUGGAGAGUGCCCAGGCGUUCACCUGGCAGUCCCAGCUCCGGCACCGCUGGGAUGAGGGGAGGAGGCACUGCUACGCCAACAUCUGCGACGCUCAGCUCCAGUACUCCUACGAGUACCUGGGGAACACCCCCCGGCUGGUCAUCACCCCCCUGACAGAUCGGUGCUACAUCACCCUGACGCAGUCCCUCCACCUCUUCAUGGGGGGGGCCCCCGCCGGCCCUGCGGGCACUGGGAAGACGGAGACCACCAAGGACUUGGGCCGGGCAGUGGGCAUGAUGGUCUACGUCUUCAACUGCUCCGAGCAGAUGGACUACAAGUCCUGCGGCAAUAUCUACAAGGGGCUUGCUCAGACCGGCGCCUGGGGCUGUUUCGACGAAUUCAAUCGCAUUUCAGUGGAGGUUUUGUCCGUGAUUGCUGUGCAGGUGAAAUGUGUUCAAGAUGCAAUUCGCACCAAGAAGAAAACAUUCAAUUUCCUUGGAGAGACGAUCGCUCUGAUCCCGUCGGUUGGGCUGUUCAUUACCAUGAACCCUGGCUACGCCGGACGGACAGAACUGCCUGAAAAUUUAAAAGCUCUGUUCAGACCCUGUGCCAUGGUGGUCCCUGAUUUUGAACUGAUCUGUGAAAUCAUGCUUGUUGCAGAAGGUUUUAUUGAUGCUAAGCUUCUAGCAAGAAAGUUCAUUACUCUGUAUACACUCUGCAAAGAGCUACUGUCUAAACAGGACCACUAUGACUGGGGUCUGCGGGCUAUCAAGUCCGUGCUGGUGGUAGCAGGCUCCUUGAAGAGAGGGGACCCCAGCCGUGCCGAGGACCAAGUUCUGAUGAGAGCUUUACGAGACUUCAACACCCCCAAAAUUGUGACAGAUGACUUGCCCAUCUUCAUGGGGCUGAUUGGAGACCUGUUCCCAACCCUGGAUGUCCCCAGGAAGAGGGACCUCAACUUUGAGAAGAUCAUUAAGCAGUCCAUGCUGGAGCUGAAGCUGCAGGCGGAGGAGAGCUUCGUGCUGAAGGUGGUGCAGCUGGAGGAGCUGCUCCAAGUGAGACACUCCGUAUUUGUCAUCGGCAACGCCGGCUGUGGCAAGUCCCAGGUGCUGAGGUCGCUCAACAAGACGUACCAGAACAUGAAGCGGAAGCCAGUCACUGUGGACCUCGACCCAAAGGCUGUGACCUGCGAUGAGCUGUUCGGGGUUAUUCAUCCAUCCACGCGAGAGUGGAAGGACGGUCUGUUUUCUUCAACGAUGCGUGACCUGGCCAACAUCACACAUAAGGGGCCCAAGUGGAUCAUCCUCGAUGGAGACAUUGACCCCAUGUGGAUCGAGUCCCUGAACACGGUCAUGGAUGACAAUAAGGUUCUCACCUUGGCCAGCAACGAGCGCAUCCCCCUCAACCCCACCAUGCGGCUCCUCUUCGAGAUCAGCCACCUGCGGACCGCCACGCCAGCGACCGUGUCCCGGGCGGGAAUCCUCUACAUCAACCCCACGGACCUGGGCUGGAACCCCAUUGUGACCAGCUGGAUCGAGACGAGGGCGGUGCAGUCCGAGAAGGCCAAUUUGAUGAUCCUCUUUGACAAGUACCUGCCGGUGUGCCUAGAGAAGCUCAAGUCUGGAUUCAAGAAGAUCACCCCCAUCCCGGAGGUCACGGUGAUACAGACGGUGCUGUACCUGCUGGAGUGCCUCCUGACGCCGCAGACUGCCCCGCCAGACUCGCCCCGGGAGCUCUAUGAGCUCUACUUCGUGUUCGCUUGCUCCUGGGCCUUCGGAGGGGCCAUGUUCCAGGACCAGCUCGUGGAUUACCGCCUGGAGUUCAGCAAGUGGUGGGUGAACGAGUUUAAAACCAUCAAGUUUCCUUCUCAGGGGACAAUUUUUGACUAUUACAUUGAUCCGGAAACGAAGAAAUUCAUGCUCUGGACUGAAAAAGUGCCAAAAUUCGAACUCGACCCCGAAGUCCCUUUACAGGCCUCCAUGGUGCACACGACAGAGACCAUUCGCAUUCGCUACUUCAUGGACCUGCUGAUGGAGAAGCGGAAGCCGGUGAUGCUGGUGGGGAACGCGGGGACGGGAAAAUCGGUCCUGAUGCGGGACAAGCUUGAAGCGCUCAGCGCAGAUGAAUACCUCGUGCAAUCCGUGCCCUUUAACUUCUACACCACCUCGGCCAUGCUGCAGGCUGUCCUUGAGAAGCCCCUGGAGAAGAAAUCAGGGAGAAACUACGGCCCGCCCGGGACCAGGAGGCUUAUCUACUUCAUCGACGACAUGAACAUGCCGGAGGUGGACAAGUACGGCACUGUGGCACCGCACACGCUCAUCCGGCAGCACAUGGACCACGGGCACUGGUACGACAGGAACAAACUGACCCUGAAAGACAUUCACAACUGCCAGUACCUGGCCUGCAUGAACCCAACCGCAGGGUCCUUCACCAUCGACUCCAGGCUGCAGCGCCACUUCUGCGUCUUCGCCAUGAGCUUUCCUGGCCAGGAGGCUCUGCUGACCGUGUACAGCACCAUCCUCACGCAGCACCUCGCCCGGCAGAGGAUGCCGCAGGCUGUCCAGAAGCUGCAGCCCCAGCUGGUAGCAGCAGCACUGGCCCUCCACCAGAAGGUCGCCUCCACCUUCUUGCCAACAGCCAUCAAGUUCCACUACCUCUUCAACCUCCGGGACCUCUCCAACAUAUUCCAGGGUCUGUUGUUCUCCACCCCUGAAUGCCUGAAAAGUCCCGUGGACUUGGUGCGUCUCUGGCUCCACGAAGCUGAGAGGGUGUACGGAGACAAGCUCGUCGAUGAAAGGGAUCAAAAAGGCUUCGGGAAGAUGCUGGUGGACACCUGCAAGAAGUUCUUUGAUGAUCUCAGCGAAGACCUGGUGUUCGCCAAGCCCAACAUCUACUGCCACUUUGCCCAGGGCAUGGGGGAGCCCAAGUACCUGCCGGUGCCGAGCUGGCCGGCUCUGAACAAGCUGCUGGGGGAAGCCCUGGACAACUACAACGAGGUGAACGCGGCGAUGAGCCUGGUGCUCUUUGAAGACGCAGUGUCUCAUAUUUGCAGAAUUAGUCGGAUCUUAGAAUCUCCCCGGGGCAACGCGCUGCUGGUGGGGGUAGGAGGCAGUGGGAAACAGAGUCUGGCGCGGCUGGCAGCAUACAUCAGCAGUCUGGAAGUGUUUCAGAUUACGCUGAGGAAAGGCUAUGGCAUCCCGGACCUGAAGCUGGACCUCGCCUCCCAGUACAUCAAGGCAGCCGUGAAGAACAUCCCCACCGUGUUCCUGAUGACGGACUCCCAGGUUGCUGAAGAACCGUUCCUGGUCCUAAUCAAUGAUUUCUUGGCAUCCGGGGAGGUGCCGGGGCUCUUCCAGGAUGAUGACCUGGAAAACAUUACCAGUGCCAUGAGGCCCCAAGUGAAGUUCCUUGGAUUGCAAGAUACAAGGGAAAACUGCUGGAAAUUAUUUAUAGAAAAAGUCAGGCGUCAGUUAAAGGUCAUCCUCUGCUUCUCCCCCGUGGGCUCAACCCUGCGGGUGCGGGCGAGGAGGUUCCCUGCCGUGGUCAACUGCACGGCCAUCGACUGGUUCCACGAGUGGCCGGAGGAUGCGCUCGUGUCCGUCAGCAGCAGGUUCCUGGAGGAAACAGGGGACAUCAAGCCUGAGGUCAAGGUCUCCAUCAGCCAGUUCAUGUCCUACGUCCACACGAGUGUUAAGGAGAUGUCCAAGACCUACCUGGCCAUGGAGAGACGCUAUAAUUACACCACGCCAAAGACCUUCCUGGAGCAGAUAAAGCUCUACCAAAACCUGCUGUCGAAAAAAAGGAGUGAGCUCACUGCCAAGAUCGAGAGGCUGGAGAAGGGGCUGACGAAGCUGCAGAGCACAGCGUCACAGGUGGACGACCUGAAAGCCAAGCUGGCGGUCCAGGAGGCAGAGCUGAAGCAGAAGAACGAGGGUGCGGAUAAACUGAUCCACGUGGUGGGUGUCGAGACAGAGAAGGUCAGCAAGGAGAAAGCCAUCGCUGAUGAGGAGGAGCUGAAGGUCCAGGCCAUCAACACGAACGUGGCCGAGAAGCAGCAAGCCUGCGAGACCGACCUGGCAAAAGCGGAGCCAGCGCUCGUAGCUGCCCAGGAGGCCCUCAACACGCUCAACAAGAAUAACCUGACAGAGCUGAAGUCCUUUGGGUCCCCGCCCCAAGCGGUGGUGAACGUGACGGCAGCUGUGAUGGUUCUGACGGCCCCCAGGGGCAAUAUACCGAAGGACAGGAGCUGGAAGGCAGCAAAAGUCAUGAUGGGAAAAGUAGACACUUUCCUUGACACGUUAAAGAAGUUUGACAAGGAGCACAUCCCUGAGGCCUGUCUCAAGGCAUUUCAGCCCUACCAGUCAGACCCCAGUUUUGAUCCGGAGUUCAUAAUGUCGAAGUCAACAGCCGCCGCGGGUCUGUGCUCCUGGUGCCUAAAUAUUGUUCGCUUCUACGAGGUGUUCUGUGAGGUGGAGCCCAAGAGGCAGGCGCUGGAGGAGGCCAAUGCCGAGCUGGCAGAGGCACAAGAAAAACUCAGUCGCAUUAAGAACAAAAUUGCCGACCUGAAUGCCAAUUUGGCAGCUCUCACUGCAGAAUUUGAGAAAGCUACAGCUGAAAAAAUCAAAUGUCAGCAGGAGGCUGAUGCAACCAACAGAGUCAUCACGCUGGCAAACAGGCUCAUCGGGGGCCUGGCAUCCGAAAACGUCCGCUGGGCUGAGUCAGUGGAGAUGCUCAGAGAGCAGGAGAAGACGCUGUGCGGAGACGUGCUGCUGGUCUCCGCCUUCGUGUCCUACGUCGGCUACUUCACCAAGAAGUACAGGGCCGAGCUACUGGAGAAGCACUGGAUCCCCUUCCUCAGCAGGCUGGCGGUGCCCAUCCCCAUCACCCCAGGGCUGGACCCCCUCAGCCUCCUCACCGACGCCGCUGACGUGGCUGCCUGGAGCAACCAGGGGCUGCCCAGUGACCGCACGUCCACCGAGAACGCCACCAUCCUCUGCAACACACAGCGGUGGCCCCUGCUCGUGGAUGCCCAGCUCCAGGGCAUCAAGUGGAUCAAGAACAAAUACGGGGAGGCACUGCGGGCCAUCCGCCUGGGCCAGAGGAGCUAUCUGGACACCAUCGAGCAGGCGGUUUCCGAAGGACAGAUGCUGCUGAUCGAGGACGUCGGUGAGACGGUGGAGCCGGUGCUGGACCACCUGCUGGGGAGGAACACCACCAAGAAGGGCAGAUACAUUAGGAUAGGAGAUAAAGAAGUGGAAUAUCACCCGCGCUUCCGCCUGAUUCUGCACACCAAAUAUUCCAACCCUCACUACAAGCCAGAGGUGCAGGCUCAGUGCACCCUCAUCAACUUCUUGGUGACCCGGGAGGGACUGGAGGACCAGCUCCUGGCUGCUGUGGUGGCCAAAGAGCGGCCGGACCUGGAGACCCUGAAGGCAAACCUCACGAAGAGCCAGAAUGAGUUCAAGAUCAAGCUGAAGGAGCUGGAGGACUCCCUGCUCGCCCGGCUGUCUGCUGCUGCGGGGCAGUUCCUGGGGGACAUGGCGCUGGUGGAGAACCUGGAAACAACAAAGCGCACAGCCAUGGAAAUAGAGGAAAAAGUGAAAGAAGCUAAAGUCACCGAAGUCCAAAUAAAUGUCGCUAGAGAAAACUACAGGCCAGCGGCAGAGCGAGCAUCCCUGCUGUACUUCAUCCUGAGUGACCUCAACAAGAUCAACCCCAUCUACCAGUUCUCUCUCAAGGCAUUCAAUGGGGUCUUCGAGAAAGCCAUUCAGCGCACGGCCCCCGACGACGACAUCAAGCAAAGGGUGAUCAACCUGACGGAUGAGAUAACCUACUCGGUCUAUAUGUACACUGCACGGGGACUCUUUGAGAGAGACAAACUCAUUUUCCUGGCCCAGGUUGCCUUCCAGGUCCUGGCAAUCAAGAAAGAAGUGAACCCGGCAGAGCUGGACUUUCUUCUGCGCUUCCCUUCCAAAGCCGGCGUCGCAUCCCCCGUGGACUUCCUGCAGCCCCAGGGCUGGGGUGGCAUCAAGGUGCUCUCGGAAAUGGAAGCGUUCAAGAACUUGGACAGCGACAUCGAGGGCUCGGCAAAGCGAUGGAAAAAGUUUGUGGAGUCCGAGGUGCCGGAGAAGGAGGUGUUCCCCAAGGAGUGGAAGAAUAAGUCAGCCCUGCAGAAGCUGUGCAUGCUGCGAUGCAUGCGGCCGGACAGGAUGACCUACGCCAUCAGGAACUUUGUGGAAGAGAAGAUGGGGAGCAAGUUUGUGGAAGGAAGGAGCGUUGAGCUCUCCAAGGCGUACAAGGAGAGCAGCCCCUCCACGCCCCUGUUCUUCAUUCUCUCCCCUGGCGUCGACCCGCUGAAAGACGUGGAGGCCCUGGGCAGAAAGCUGAACUUCACCAUCGACAACGGGAGGAUCCACAACGUGUCGCUGGGGCAGGGCCAGGAGGCCGUGGCAGAACAGGCCCUGGAGGUGGCGGCCGUGCAGGGACACUGGGUCAUCCUGCAGAACAUCCACCUGGUGGCCCGGUGGCUGGGCACGCUGGAGAAGAUGGUGGAGCAGUACAGCCUGGGCAGCCACGCUGACUACCGGGUGUUCAUGAGUGCCGAGCCAGCCCCCAGCCCCGAGGCACACAUCAUCCCGCAGGGACUGCUGGAAAACGCCAUCAAAAUCACCAACGAGCCGCCAACGGGCAUGUAUGCCAACCUGCACAAAGCCCUCGACCUCUUCACCCAGGACACGUUAGAGAUGUGCAGCAAAGAAAUCGAGUUCAAAUGCGUCUUGUUUGCACUCUGUUACUUCCACGCGGUGGUGGCCGAGCGGCGCAAGUUUGGCGCUCAGGGCUGGAACAGAUCUUACCCCUUCAACAACGGUGACCUGACCAUAUCAAUUAACGUCCUGUACAACUACUUGGAGGCGAACCCCAAGGUACCGUGGGAUGAUCUCCGGUACCUCUUUGGUGAAAUCAUGUACGGGGGGCAUAUCACAGACGACUGGGACCGCCGGCUGUGUCGGACUUACCUGAGUGAAUACAUCCGUGAGGAGAUGCUGGAAGGGGAAGUGCACUUAGCUCCAGGGUUUUUGAUCCCUCCCAGCUUGGAUUACAAGGGUUACCACGAGUACAUCGAUGACAAUCUGCCACCGGAGAGCCCCUACUUGUACGGCCUGCACCCCAACGCAGAAAUUGGCUUCCUGACUGUCACUUCAGACAGGCUUUUCCGGACAGUUUUGGAAAUGCAGCCCAAAGAAUCAGACGCUGGAGGAAGCGCAGGUGUCUCCCGAGAGGAAAAGGUGAAGUCAGUCCUAGACGAGAUUAUUGAGAGGCUGCCGGAGCCAUUCAACAUGGUGGAGAUCACGGCAAAAGCGGUGGACAAGACCCCGUAUGUUGUAGUUGCCUUCCAGGAAUGUGAAAGAAUGAACAUCUUGACCCAUGAAAUCAGGCGCUCUUUGAAAGAGUUAGACUUGGGACUAAAGGGAGAGCUAACGAUUACAUCAGAUAUGGAAGAGCUGGCAAACGCUCUCUUCUACGACAACGUUCCUGAAUCCUGGACACGUUACGCCUAUCCCUCUCUUCUCAGCUUAGGAGCCUGGUAUGCAGACCUGCUCCUUCGGAUUAGGGAACUGGAAGUCUGGACAACAGACUUUGUGCUGCCUGCAACAGUGUGGCUGGCAGGAUUCUUCAAUCCCCAGUCCUUCCUCACUGCUAUCAUGCAGUCCACAGCCAGAAAGAACGAAUGGCCACUGGACAAGAUGUGUCUUUCAGUGGAAGUGACUAAGAAAAACCGCGAGGAUAUAACAGCUCCACCCAGAGAAGGCUCCUACGUGCAUGGAUUAUUCAUGGAAGGUGCUCGAUGGGACAUCCCUUCUGGUGUGAUCGCAGACGCUCGACUGAAGGAGUUGACGCCCACGAUGCCAGUCAUCUUCAUCAGAGCCAUCCCUGUGGACCGCAUGGACACCAAGAACGUCUAUGAAUGUCCUGUCUAUAAGACACGGAUGCGAGGUCCCACCUAUGUCUGGACCUUUAACCUAAAGACAAAAGAAAAAGCCGCUAAGUGGAUCCUUGCCGCUGUUGCUCUGCUCCUACAGAUCUAAACUUGAAUGACUAUGGAAAACAGCAAAUGCUUUUACUUGCAAAAAACCUCAAAGUUGUGUAACUUAAUCUAAGUUUGAUUGUACCAGAACUAUUUUAGCAA